GCUCAGACAAUCGAGCUAGGGUUCCCUCAGAAUGGGGCCCAAUUCUCCCCCGGUCAGACAGUGGCCGUUCAGGUUAUCAGACCGACAUCCAUGGCAUCUUGCAUUCAGGUUGGCAUUGCCUUGGCAAUCAAUAACUGCGCAAACGGCUGCCCCCACCCCGCAGAUGCGUUAGGAUCCGUACUCUAUGCAGGCCCCUGGACACCUCAGAACCCCCUUCCUGGUGGUUACUACCAGAACUUUACCGUCACUAUCCCCUCUUACCUUGCAGUGGGUCCUGCUAUCUUCACGCUCACGCAUCUGUGUCUUCUUGGGGCGGCUCCAUACCCGUUUCUUGAAUAUCGCAACGCGACGGUAAACAUU
Molecule: messenger RNA, 360 nt
Organism: Suillus clintonianus
Lineage: Eukaryota; Fungi; Basidiomycota; Agaricomycetes; Boletales; Suillaceae
Exons: 3
Source: RefSeq, a predicted model, not a curated record